Messenger RNA from Pochonia chlamydosporia 170, 1905 nucleotides. RefSeq names its product Zn(2)-C6 fungal-type DNA-binding domain-containing protein. Gene Ontology annotation, cellular component: nucleus. Gene Ontology annotation, molecular function: zinc ion binding; transcription cis-regulatory region binding; DNA-binding transcription factor activity, RNA polymerase II-specific. Lineage: Eukaryota; Fungi; Ascomycota; Sordariomycetes; Hypocreales; Clavicipitaceae. The record is from RefSeq and is a predicted model, not a curated record. Gene Ontology annotation, biological process: regulation of DNA-templated transcription. Bases 1 to 1905 code for a protein of 634 amino acids. The transcript has 4 exons.
AUGGACGACGAUACCCGGCUCUUGCCUAGUGUCUCAGCACUGAGAGAGUCAUUUGGUGAUGGAAAGCCGCCAGAAAUUAGUAGAAAGAUCACAGCCUGUGUUGCUUGUCGCAGGCAAAAGAUCAAAUGCCACAUGGCAAAUGGCAAGGCGCCAUGCAGCAGGUGCAAGAAACGAUCCUUGCCAUGCACAGUCAACCGCAGUUUACAGAUGCUAUUAGAAGAUGAUAUCAGUUGGAAACAAGAAAUUGGACAAAAGGUGCAACGUUUAGAGUACGCCAUCAGUACCAUGGUAGAAAAGCUCAACAUGCCUGAAUUACGCGAUCUAUUCAGUGAACAGGCCGAGCUGAGUGCCAUGUUUGGCAAUAACCGGCGCACACUCCCCAAACUUAGCAAUGACAACGAUCAAAAUUCCCAUGAUCAGCCAUGGGAAAUAACAGUUGAUCCACAGUGUGAGCCCUCUUCGAUGCCGGCAUCGUGUAUCGCCCAAGUACCAGGCAACGGGGUUGUGGCAGUUGACCCAUCACGAAAGCUUAAUCUUGUGUCCAAAGGGCUGAUCACGAUGGAGGAAGCAAGGAUCUUGUUUGCGGUUUAUCAAGAUCGAUUAGAUCACUUGCUAUACCGAAUUUUGGGGGACGAUACCACUUUAGAGUCAGCCAUGGAGAGUUCGUCACUGCUCACAGCGGCAGUAUGUACCGUCGGGGCAUUACAUUCGGUACAACUUGGUCAUCUCUACGACGCAUGCCUCGCUGAGCUAAAAGUGCUCUUCACCACCGAGUCUCUAUCCCGGCAACACAAUAUGGAUGAUGUUCGGGGCCUCUGCAUUGGGGGAUUCUGGCUCAGCAGCCUCUCGUGGGCAUCAUCAGGCUCGGCCGUGCGAGUAGCGUCCGAGAUUCAACUUCACCACGCAAUCUACAAAGCCCUCGACGGUGACAGAGACGCAUACAUCAAGACUCGGCUGUAUUACCAUGUGUAUGUCUGUGAUCACCACACUUCCGUCUUAUACGGCCGCCCGCCAAUGUCACACGGAUGUGCCAGUAUCAAUUCCACCAUGAAAUUCCUCGAGACUGAACACGCCGUCGAAGAUGACGUGCGGCUUGUGUCUCAGGUAAAAAUAUGGUCCAUCUACAGUGACAUUUUCAACUGUUUUGGUACAGAGACCGGCAAACCAGUCGCAUCAUCACAACUUCCUCAACUUCGACGCUUCGCCAUCGCUCUGGACACAUGGUACGCCGACUGGCGGGAAAGAUUCAAACCGAAUAAAAAAGUCGGCAACUAUCCUGCCAAAGGAGUUGGACUUCACUUCAACUUUGCGAAACUAUAUCUAUGUUCCCACGCUUUCCGGGGUCUCCACACAUCACCAUCACCAACGUUGGUGCCCGAGCUGGAAGAGGUUGCCAAUACCGCGGUGAUUUGUGCUACGUCAAUUUUAGGCGCUUUGAACACGGACGAAGAAAUCCAAUUGCUACUCAACGGCCUAUCACUGUGCUUUGACAUGAUGAUAACCUUUGCAGUGGUGUUCCUACUCAAGGUGGUCACCAAAUACCCCAACACAAUCUGGAUGGACAAGGCCAGGAUUCUGGAUAUUGUGAAUCAGACGAUUGGCAUCCUGCGAAAUGGCGCAACUUCGAUGAAUCAGAAGCACUUACUCGUUUCAGUUACCCCGGCUCUGAGUAAACUAGUGAAAAAAGUUCAAGAAACACCGCCGACCACGACCAGGACGGAGAUAGGACUGGCGCAUACUCCAUUGUCGCCUGACCCGUCAAUCCCAAGACAGAGUGAUAUUGACUGGAUGCAAAAUUUUGGAAGCUUUGAGAAUUUCGACUUUCAUGCCAUGCUGCCAGAUCCGAACUCCUGGUCGGUGGACUUGGAUUUUGGCGGUGCUAUGGAGCAGCCUUGCCAGGAUUGA